Molecule: messenger RNA, 1363 nt
Organism: Bursaphelenchus xylophilus (pine wood nematode)
Lineage: Eukaryota; Metazoa; Nematoda; Chromadorea; Rhabditida; Aphelenchoididae
Source: the annotation of a GenBank genome assembly
AUGCUUAUAUCUGGGACCAAGAUGCAGCUCUAUUUCCAACCAACACCCGAAAAUCCGUAUGCUUGGGAUUACUCUGACAAUGAGACAGGAAUCCCCACCGAGCCGUAUGAUGAACUUGGAGCGAUCUCUCUUUAUCUCAGGUUCAGUUAUCAUCUUGCAUGCCUUAUGGGAGGGCUCUUGUCCUUCUCCAUGUUAUAUUUAGUGCUGUUUAAAACUACUGGGCAUUUGAAGAGCUAUUCAAGAAUGUUGCUGCUGUGCUCUGCGACAGACAUCAUGUACUGGUUCAUGGACAACAUGAUUCAAAUGGUAAGCGGUACACAAAAAAAUCUUCUGAAGAAAAACGUUGACAGAAUUACUUUUCAAAUUUUGUCCAGAAAAAAUUAAAUAUUGUACCUAUCAUCUUGCAAAAAGUUUCUAUUCUUCAGAAAGCAAAGCUCGAAGAUGGAGUGUUUAUGGUAAAGCUGGAAGGUCCGGCAAGUCGUCUUCCCUACGCCUAUCACUCUGUUACCAUGGCACUCUACGUUGUUACAUUGGCUUGGAUUCACAGUAUUCUGCCGGCUCAAUACUUCUUCAGAUAUUAUGCUGUUACUCGGUAAUCAUAUUUGGGAUGACAAACGUAAAUGAUGUUACUUUAGGUCUCGUCCAAUGACUGGCUUUCAAACCGCGGCUCUGUACAUGGUCUCGUUGGCGUUUGCCAUUCCAAUGGGGUCGAUCGCUUAUCCCUGUUACGCUUACUCUCCAACGAUUCGACCACAUUUCAACUAUGGCACUUUAUGGUAUCGAGAAGUCCCACUGCCCAAAGUUUUGUAUGCCGAUAUUGUAAGUCAUCUGUCUAUCAUUAAGUAACUUUCACUUUUUAGCGCUACAUCUACCAGAAGCUAUACUUCCUAUACUCCAAUGUUUUUGUCACCUCGACAUACGUAUUAUCGCUCUAUUAUGCAUACGGUACGAUCCAGUUCCUAAAACACAACAGUGAUAUGUAUUCCGAGAGGACCAAAGCGAUGCAAAAGCAACUUUCAAGAGCGCUGUUCUUUCAGGUAAGAAGGAAUUUUGAGGAGCACAGAAAACAAUCCAUUUUAAGAGCUGCCUUCCAGUCAUACUCUCAAUCGGCCCCAUUCUACUCAUCUGCGUUCCCUCGUUCUUCUACCUCAACACUGGCCGCUCCGCCUUGGUAUUGAUGAACAUCACGAGUUGGGUGCCAGUUUUCAACCCACUGUUGACAAUCUCAGUCAUCGUUCCGUAUCGCCGAGCUGUGGUUGCCUGCUUUGCUGAGCACAAAGUUCACACUUCCUCGGCGAAGGACACAAAGGACAGUUCGGCAAAACAGACCACUCAUGACAAUGGAAUGGAUAUGAUGAUGUAG